Molecule: messenger RNA, 879 nt
Organism: Candidozyma duobushaemuli
Lineage: Eukaryota; Fungi; Ascomycota; Pichiomycetes; Serinales; Metschnikowiaceae
Exons: 1
Coding region: 1-879 (292 amino acids)
Biological process (GO): SNARE complex disassembly; intracellular protein transport
Cellular component (GO): vacuolar membrane; SNARE complex
Molecular function (GO): soluble NSF attachment protein activity; syntaxin binding
Source: RefSeq, a predicted model, not a curated record
AUGCUGGAUCCACGUUCCCUAGUUGCACAGGCCGAGAAGCUCGCCAAGCCCCAGAGCGGGCUCAUGCUGUUUUUCUCUGGCGGAAACUCCUACCGUUUAGAAGAGGCCACUGACCUCCGUGUCCAGGCAGCCAACUCAUACAGAUUGAACAAGGACUUUAGCAGUGCUGGGCUGCAAUUUGUCAAGGCUGCUGAGCUCCAGAAGCAGCUCGACAACCAGAGUGACGUGGCCAACCACUUGGUGGAGGCCUACAAGUGCUUCAAGCUGGUUUCUCCCACCGACGCCAUAGACGCCUUGAAACAGGCCAUCCACAUUUUCUUGACCCAGAACGGCCAGUUCAGAAGGGCGGCCAACUUCCAGAUGGACUUGGCCGAGUUGUACGAGCAGAUUGAUGACGUGGCCAACGCCUCGGAGAGCUACGAAAAGGCCGGCGACUACUUCUCCACAGACCAUGCUCCUUCUCUCUCCAACAAGGCCUACCUCAAAUGUGCUGACCUCAACGCCCUGCUGGGCAACUACUUGAAGGCCCGUGAGCACUACGACACCGUCAUCAAGAACUCGUUGGGCAACCAGUUGACCAAGUGGAACUUGAAGGACUACUUCUUGAAGAACAUCUUGUGCACCUUGUGUGCCGACGACAUUGUGGAGGCCCAGAAGAGAUCCGAGGGCUACGCCGAAGAAGAGCCCAGCUGGCCUUCGACGCGAGAGUACAACCUUGUCCAGGACAUCUUUGGCGCCAUUGAAAACGGCGACAUCCAGGCCUUCUCCGACAAGGUGUACGAGUACGACCAGUUCUCCAAGUUGGACAAGUUGAAGACGCAGUUGUUGUUGAAGAUCAAGAACUCCGUGGUCGACCAGGACGACGAGGACUUGACUUAG